AUGUCCAAUCUAGCCUUUCUUUCACUAAUUUUCACCAUUUUCAUCUACACUUAUAACGCCAUUUCUCUAUGUAACGGCCCUUGUAAAACUUGGGACGAUUGCGAUGGUCAAUUAAUUUGCAUAAACGGAAAAUGUAAUGAUGAUCCCAACGGUGGAACCAAAAUUUGCCAAAGUAGCCCUCCUUCCGUCCCUUCUCCAACUCCAACCAAUACAUGUCGUCCGUCUAGCACUGUUAAUUGCAACGGUGUACACCCAAUAUACCGUUGCUCGCCACAUGUCACCUCAUCAAUGCCCGCUCAAGUUACCUUCAACGACUUCAGUAAAGGUGGAGACUUUGCGAGAUGUUACAGGGACGGGGGUGGUCCAUCAUCAUGUGAUGGGAAAUAUCAUAACAAUAAUGAAAGAAUAGUAGCAUUGUCGAUUGGAUGGUUCCCGGGACGUUCGAGGUGUGGUAAAAUGAUAUUAAUUCGCUCUAAUAAUGAAAAGACCGUAACGGCUAAAGUGGUGGAUGAAUGUGAUUCUACUAUGGGUUGUGAUGCAGAACAUGCUUUUCAAAGUCCAUGCAAAAAUAACAUAGUGGAUGGUUCUAUUACUGUGUGGAGAGCUUUAGGGUUGGAUACAAAUUUGGGUAUUGUCCCUGUCACUUGGUCCAUGGUUUAG
This is a messenger RNA of Solanum verrucosum, 660 nucleotides long. RefSeq names its product kiwellin-like. Lineage: Eukaryota; Viridiplantae; Streptophyta; Magnoliopsida; Solanales; Solanaceae. The record is from RefSeq and is a predicted model, not a curated record. The transcript has 2 exons. The coding region runs from base 1 to 660 and encodes 219 amino acids.